AUGGCCAACGGAAACACAGAAAACAUAUUUCGACAACUGUUUCAGAACUGGAACGCAAGAACUACAUAUUCUACAAACUCAUCUAGCCGCGGCAAUAGUGGUAGAGCACAGCCGAUUCUUACCGAGUGGUCUGAUUAUAUAAAGCUGGGUACGAACGACUUGUACAGCAGGCUUCCAACAUCGGUGCAGGAUGCGGUAUCAAGCAAUAGCGCUUCUGCGCCAGCACAAGAACCAUCAUGGUUCCAGCUAUCGCGACUAGAACGUUUGAUUGGGUUUGGGUGCUGUUUGGGUGCAUCAAUGCUUUGCUUUGUUUUAUGCUUCUUUAUGUUCCCAGUAUUGGCUUUGCGGCCACGUAAGUUUGGUCUUUUAUGGUCUGGCGGAUCAUUGUUGUUUGUUGUUUCCUUUGGUGUGUUGCAAGGACCUUAUAGCUACAUUGGCCAUCUCUUGCUGCGGGAAAGAAUCGUAUUCACAGUUGUGUUUUUUUCAUCUAUAUUGUUGACUAUUUACUCAAGUGUGGUGCUAAAGAGCAGUAUCUUGACAAUAUUCACAAGUAUUAUUGAGAUUUUGGCUGUGUUGUACUACACAGUGAGCUAUUUCCCAUUUGGAGCUUCAACAUUAACUUUCUUUACAAGUUAUAUAAUGGGCUACGUUGGUGGACUCAUUGGCGGGUUUUUGUAA
Molecule: messenger RNA, 678 nt
Organism: Lodderomyces elongisporus
Lineage: Eukaryota; Fungi; Ascomycota; Pichiomycetes; Serinales; Debaryomycetaceae
Gene: SFT2
Product: Sft2p
Exons: 1
Coding region: 1-678 (225 amino acids)
Biological process (GO): vesicle-mediated transport
Cellular component (GO): membrane
Source: RefSeq, a predicted model, not a curated record